This is a messenger RNA of Cyprinodon tularosa, 1420 nucleotides long. Its product is annotated as fibroblast growth factor 20-like. Gene Ontology annotation, cellular component: cytoplasm. Gene Ontology annotation, molecular function: growth factor activity; fibroblast growth factor receptor binding. Gene Ontology annotation, biological process: positive regulation of protein phosphorylation; regulation of cell migration; cell differentiation. The transcript has 3 exons. The record is from RefSeq and is a predicted model, not a curated record. The coding region runs from base 253 to 936 and encodes 227 amino acids. Lineage: Eukaryota; Metazoa; Chordata; Actinopteri; Cyprinodontiformes; Cyprinodontidae.
GAAGAGGAGGAGGAGGAGGAGAGGAAGGGAGGCGGAUUGCUGCAGCGCAUAGACGUUAUCACAGCGCAGGAGUUUAAUUUCCCUGCAAUGACAAUUUAAUUAGUGGUGCGCCAAAAUUCCGCACUGUGCGCACAUUUAACUUUUUUUUUUCCUUCUUCUCAAGUCGCCGAUCCUGGUUGGCAAACAGUGGAUCUUCGCUCAUCACUCGGACCUCGGAUCUCCUGCGAGCAGCAUCGGGUGUCUGAAUCUGUGAUGGGGGCAGCGGCUGAGCUUGGGAGCUUCGCCAACGGGUUUUUGGACAGCUUUGGCGCCGCUCCGGCUUCGGUGGCUUCGCAUUUUGUUCUCACCCCAGCGGGGGCCGUGGACUACAACUCUGCAACGGGACUGAUGCUGGGAGGACAGGGGCUGCAGCUGCAGCAGCAGGAGCACCUGGUGUCCGCGGAGAGGCUAUCCCGGAGCCUGGCGGACCUCAGCCAUCUGAAAGGCAUCCUGAGGCGGAGGCAGCUUUACUGCAGGACCGGCUUCCACCUGGAAAUCCAUCCGGAUGGCACCGUGCAGGGCACCAGGAAGGACCACAGCAGAUUCGGUAUUCUGGAGUUCAUCAGUCUUGCAGUUGGACUUGUCAGCAUCAGAGGGGUGGACAGUGGCCUUUACCUAGCCAUGAACAGUAAAGGAGAGCUUUACGGAUCGGAGAAGCUAUCAGCAGAGUGUGUUUUCAGGGAGCAGUUUGAGGAAAACUGGUAUAACACGUACUCUUCAAACAUCUACCGGCACGGGGAGAAGGGUGCUUUUUAUUUUGUCGGGCUGAACAAAGAUGGGACGUCACGGGAUGGAACAAGGUCACGGCGGCAUCAGAGGUUCACACACUUCCUACCGAGGCCUGUAGAUCCAGAGAGAGUCCCAGACCUGUAUAGAGAUAUACUGGGCCAGAGCUGAAAGCAAAAGCUGCUGUUCUUCAAACAAAACUGGUUGGAGGAAACAGGCCAAUUAAGUGUGCCGAAUGUCAUCCCCUUCCUUUUUGGAGAUGGAGGAUCUUGUUGAUCUGGAUGAAACAGGAUCGCACAGAAAGCACUGAUCAAGUCCAUGCUGCUGGGGUAGAAAGAGAAGGAAAAAAGUCUGGGAGAGGUCUGGGUUUGAGGAGUAGAACACAAGCAAAGUUUAUGAAAAGAAUGUUGUUCCUCUGUGGCCUAUGGGAAGACCCCGGUGACCAAAUGGAUAAUCUUUGAAUUUUCAUUAGUUGUUGCUUUAUAAAAUCCAAAUAAAAGCUGUUCAGACUGCAUGCUCAGAUGGACAGAACUGGAUCUGAUAGUUGUGAGACUAACCACUAGCCACUGGUAGCCUUUACCACUGUGUCUACUGGGACAUUUUCUUUUUCCUACCAUUAUUAAGGCUGCUAUGGUUGAUUUGCAUUACAAACAAA